UGCUAAAAAUCAUCAUUGCGAAAACGUAGCAAAUGAGAGCGUCUUUCCUACGUGGAUGUCAAAGUGAAAGUAGUCGGAAUGGAAGUUGUAAUCGUUGCUGCGGCCAGAACACCUGUUGGUUCUUUCAAUGGUGGACUGUCCACACUGCCAGCUCAUGACCUGGGAACUAUCUGUAUUAAGGAGGCUCUUACUCGUGCAGCCAUCAGUGGAGAGAAUGUGUCAGAAGUCAUUUUAGGACAAGUACUAACUGCAGGACAAGGUCAGAAUCCGGCUAGAAAGGCCAGUGUGAAUGGAGGCAUCCCUGUUCAUGUUCCUGCCUGUGGUGUCAAUAUGCUGUGUGGGUCCGGACUGAGGGCAGUGGUUCUGGGGUACCAGGCCAUCAGGACGGGGGAUGCUCACAUUGUAGUGGCAGGGGGUCAGGAAAACAUGAGUAUGGCUCCACACUGCAUUCACAUGAGGAAUGGGGUAAAAUUUGGUGACACUUCACUGACAGACACCAUGAUGAGUGACGGUCUUAUUGACACCUUCAACACGUACCACAUGGGAAUCACUGCUGAAAACGUUUCUAAGAAGUACAGCAUAUCAAGAGAAGAACAAGACCUUUUUGCACUUAGCUCUCAACAGAAGUGUGAGGCAGCACAGAAUUCUGGGUAUUUUGAUGAGGAAAUAGUUCCAGUUUCCAUAGCAACCAGACAAGGAACAAAGGUGGUCAAUAAGGACGAAUUUCCACGGCUUGGUUGUUCCAUAGAGGGGCUACAGAAACUCCGACCAGCUUUUGUAAAAGACGGGUCAGGAACAGUGACUGCAGGGAACGCUUCAGGAUUAAAUGACGGGGCUGCGGUGUGUGUGUUGAUGAGUGCGGACGAAGCAAAAUGUAGGUCCUUACAACCACUAUGUCGGAUAGUGUCCUGGGCACAGGCAGGGGUGGAUCCAGCUAUUAUGGGCAUGGGGCCAUUGGAUGCCACAAGGAAAGCCCUGGAGAAAGCCCAGUGGACAGUGAAUGAUGUGGAUUUGUUUGAGUUGAACGAAGCCUUCGCUGCCCAGUCUGUGGCCGUCGUCAAAGAACUCGGCUGUGAUCCUGCUAAGGUGAACAUAAACGGAGGUGCGAUAGCAAUAGGACAUCCCAUUGGAGCGUCAGGAGCAAGAGUUCUAGUGACAUUGUUACACGCCCUGAAACGAACCGGGAAAAAAAGGGGCGUGGCAGCCUUAUGUGUGGGAGGGGGAAUGGGCAUCGCCAUGUGUGUGGAGAGAGUUUGAUGUGAACAAUUGAUGCAUUUAACUUUUUGACUAUAAUAUACAUAUCAUGACUGAAUACUUAUAGGGAUCUACUGUACUUACACUUUGAGAAGUGACACUAAAAGGUAUCAUUGUUGUUUCUGUUUCCUUCGUAAUGGACACACUGAAUCGUAUCACAAACUUCGAUAUUCUUUUUCAAAUACACCAUAGUGACAACAUGAAAAAACAUCUUUGAUAUUUACCUCAUUUUCAUUCUAACACAAUGUAUUUCAUGUCAUGUUAAAGAAAUAUACCGGAAUCCAUUUGCACAAAAGUUUUACUAACUUUAAUUGACAGCCAACUUUCAAUGAAUUUUUAUAUGUAUUCAGCAUUAACUAGAUGUUAACUGUCAGUUAAACUUAACUAACCUUUGUAUAAAUGGAUACAGCACACAAAAAAUAAACUAAUUAAAAAGUU
Messenger RNA from Ostrea edulis (European flat oyster), 1692 nucleotides. Its product is annotated as acetyl-CoA acetyltransferase, cytosolic-like. Gene Ontology annotation, molecular function: acetyl-CoA C-acetyltransferase activity. NCBI's taxonomy places the organism in Eukaryota, Metazoa, Mollusca, Bivalvia, Ostreida, Ostreidae. Gene Ontology annotation, biological process: fatty acid beta-oxidation. The transcript is spliced from 9 exons. The coding region runs from base 79 to 1257 and encodes 392 amino acids. The record is from RefSeq and is a predicted model, not a curated record.